This is a messenger RNA of Perognathus longimembris pacificus (Pacific pocket mouse), 1843 nucleotides long. It is a transcript of the gene Blnk, whose product is annotated as B cell linker. The record is from RefSeq and is a predicted model, not a curated record. Gene Ontology annotation, biological process: cell surface receptor protein tyrosine kinase signaling pathway; intracellular signal transduction. Gene Ontology annotation, cellular component: cytoplasm. Bases 243 to 1610 code for a protein of 455 amino acids. Lineage: Eukaryota; Metazoa; Chordata; Mammalia; Rodentia; Heteromyidae. The transcript is spliced from 17 exons.
AGAACUGGCUGGCUCUCCAGGUCACAUGAUUACAUAGAAACAUGAAACUUGACGAUGUGCUCCAGCAAGUUUUACUUCCCUAGUGCUGGGGUGUUCGCCAGCAGCCUGAGCUCUCUGAAGUCACAUCCAGGGACUGCAGCCCUUGAGCGCACAGGCUUACCAUGCUGCUCUCCAGGAGGGUCAGGAGCUGUUGACCUGCUCUGACCACUGGACAGUGACGCACACGAGUCUCACCAGAAAGAAUGGACAAGCUCAACAAGAUAACUGUCCCUGCCAGCCAGAAGUUGAGGCAGCUUCAAAAGAUAGUCCAUGACAUUAAGAACAAUGAAGGUGGCAUCAUGGACAAAAUCAAGAAGCUAAAAGUCAAAGCUCCUCCUAGUGUUCCUCGAAGGGACUAUGCCUUAGAGACACCGGCCGACGAGGGAGAACAGUGGUCAGAUGACUUUGACAGUGACUAUGAAAACCCAGAUGAGCACUCGGACUCGGAAAUGUACGUGAUGCCCGCGGAGGAGAACGGGGAUGAUAGCUAUGAACCGCCCCCAGCUGAGCAUGAGAUGAGGACCGUCCACCCAGCUCUGCCCUUCACCAGGGGCGAGUAUGUAGACAAUCGAUCAAGCCAGAGGCAAUCCCCGCCUCUCAGCAAGACCCUUCCCAGUAAGCCAAGCUGGCCUUCAGCCAAAACCAGGCUCGCCUCUACGCUGCCGGCCUCCACCGCCCUGCAGAAACCUCAGGUCCCACCCAAGCCCAGAGACCUCCUUGAUGAGGCUGAUUAUGUGGUCCCUGUGGAAGAUAAUGAAAACUAUAUUCACCCCACAGAAAGCAGUCCACUUCCCUCUGAGAAAGCUCCCAUGGUGAACAGAUCGACCAAGCCAAAUAGCUCCUCAAAGCCUGCCCCUCUUCCGGGGAUACCAUCAGGUCGGAACAGCGGGGCCUGGGAUUCCAAGUCACCUUCACCUUCUGUGCCAUCCCCACUGCCCAGGGUCGGGAAGAAAACAGCUACCCCAUUGAAGAUAACUCCAGUUGCCUCUCAACAGGCUACGUCCAGUGCUUGUGAAGAAAAGCCUAUCCCUGCUGAACGCCACCGAGGAUCUAGCAACAGACAAGAAGCUGUCCAGUCACCAGUGUUUCCACCUGCCCUGAAACCUCUCCAUCAGAAACCCAUACCUCUGCCACGAUUUCCAGAAGUAGGAAGCCCGUCUGUGGAUGGACCAUGCCCUAACUUUUCACCAAUUCCCACUUUUUCAGUACAGGAAGCUGAUGUUCACUCUAAGCCCUGGUAUGCAGGUUCCUGUGACCGGAAGUCUGCUGAAGAGGCAUUACAUAGAUCCAACAAGGAUGGAUCAUUUCUUAUUAGGAAAAGCUCUGGGCAUGAUUCCAAACAACCAUAUACACUAGUUGUAUUCUUUAAUAAGCGAGUCUAUAAUAUUCCUGUGCGAUUUAUUGAAGCAACAAAACAAUAUGCUUUGGGCAGAAAGAAAAAUGGUGAAGAGUACUUUGGAAGUGUUGCUGAAAUUAUUAAGAAUCAUCAACACAAUCCCCUGGUUCUUAUUGACAGUCAGAACAACACAAAAGAUUCCACCAGACUGAAAUAUGCAGUUAAAGUUUCCUGAAGAGAGAAAAAGGAAGUUAAAGCCAUUGCUUCAUUUUCUGCAGCUUCUUCCUUUUGAGAAAAGGUUCCAAAACAUCACAUUUGUGGAUUAUGAAUCAUCAGUAGUAACACAGAAGAGGAAAACAGCUAUUGAGUUGCAUGCGUUCACUACUCACGUGAACUGAUUUCAGCUGAUGAGCUCAUACCUUGGAAGGUAGAGUUGUGCUACUAACAUUCUCCAAAUAAAACAUAUUU